This is a messenger RNA of Chinchilla lanigera (long-tailed chinchilla), 7688 nucleotides long. RefSeq names its product myosin XVIIIA (gene Myo18a). Gene Ontology annotation, molecular function: ATP-dependent activity, acting on DNA; protein binding; cytoskeletal motor activity. Gene Ontology annotation, cellular component: myosin complex. Bases 158 to 7591 code for a protein of 2477 amino acids. Gene Ontology annotation, biological process: DNA metabolic process. The record is from RefSeq and is a predicted model, not a curated record. The transcript has 44 exons. NCBI's taxonomy places the organism in Eukaryota, Metazoa, Chordata, Mammalia, Rodentia, Chinchillidae.
AGGCCACUCCUGCUACUUCAAAAGAGGUCUCACCUGGAGUGGAUGCCAUAGACAGGAACAAGAACAUCCAUGUAAGCAGCAAGGUGAGAUCCAAAGGCCCUGUGCUAAGCACCCAUAAUCCUCUGGGGGCACCACCCCUAAAAACAGCAUCCCCACCAUGUUUAACCUAAUGAAGAAAGAUAAGGACAAAGAUGGUGGGCGGAAGGAGAAGAAGGAGAAAAAGGAGAAGAAGGAACGAAUGUCAGCGGCAGAGCUAAGGAGCCUGGAGGAGAUGAGCCUACGCCGUGGCUUCUUCAACCUAAACCGCUCCUCCAAACGUGAGUCCAAGACACGCCUGGAAAUCUCCAACCCCAUCCCCAUCAAAGUGGCCAGUGGCUCCGACCUGCACCUGACUGACAUUGACUCCGACAGCAAUCGGGGCAGUAUCAUCCUGGACUCAGGCCACCUAAGCACAGCCAGCUCGAGCGAUGACCUCAAGGGAGAGGAAGGCAGCUUCCGGGGCUCUGUGCUGCAGCGGGCAGCCAAGUUCGGCUCGCUGGCCAAGCAGAACUCACAGAUGAUUGUCAAGCGCUUUUCCUUCUCCCAGCGUAGCCGGGAUGAGAGUGCCUCGGAAACCUCAACCCCCUCGGAGCACUCUGCUGCCCCAUCACCGCAGGUGGAGGUGAGGACUCUAGAGGGACAGCUGACGCAGCACCCUGGCUCAGGCCUCCCUCGGCCAGGGCCCCGAUCUCGAGUCCCUGAGCUGGUGACGAAAAGGUUCCCAGCCGACCUGCGCCUUCCCCCAGUAGUCCCACCACCACCCCCUGCCCCCCGGGAGCUGGAGCUGCAACGAAGGCCCACUGGAGACUUUGGCUUCUCCCUUCGGCGCACAACCAUGCUGGAUCGGGGACCUGAAGGCCAGGCCUAUCGGCGAGUGGUUCACUUUGCUGAGCCUGGUGCAGGCACCAAGGACCUGGCCCUGGGCCUGGUGCCAGGAGAUCGACUGGUGGAGAUUAAUAGGCACAAUGUGGAGAGCAAAUCCAGGGAUGAGAUUGUAGAGAUGAUCCGGCAGUCUGGAGACAGCGUAUGGCUCAAGGUGCAGCCUAUCCCAGAGCUCAGUGAGCUGAGCCGGAGCUGGCUGCGGAGCGGCGAGGGACACCGCAGGGAGCCAGCUGAUCUGGACCCUGAGCCCGCCUCUCCUGCCCUCAGCCAGGUAGGGUGCUCCUGCCCUCCUCAGGAGCCCUCCGCUUCUUCUGGUGACCACCUCCCACCCCUGGCCUGUACCUGGGCUGGCGUCUGUGCUCGGGCCUCUUGCUGGAGUGCCAAGACCGAAGAGCAGAUUGCAGCUGAGGAGGCCUGGUAUGAGACUGAGAAGGUGUGGCUGGUCCAUAAAGAUGGCUUCUCCCUGGCCAGCCAGCUCAAAUCAGAGGAGCUCAGCUUACCUGAGGGGAAGGUGCGUGUGAAGCUGGACCACGAUGGAGCCAUCUUGGACGUCGAUGAGGAUGAUGUAGAGAAGGCUAAUGCACCCUCCUGCGACCGGCUAGAAGAUCUGGCCUCACUGGUGUACCUCAAUGAGCCCAGCGUCCUGCACACACUGCGCCAGCGCUACGGUGCUAGCCUGCUGCACACCUAUGCUGGCCCCAGCCUGCUCGUCCUCAGCCCCCGAGGGGCCCCAUCUGUGUACUCAGAGAAGGUGAUGCACAUGUUCAAAGGGUGUCGGCGGGAGGACAUGGCACCCCACAUCUAUGCUGUGGCCCAGACAGCAUACAGAGCAAUGCUGAUGAGCCGCCAGGACCAGUCCAUCGUCCUUCUGGGCAGUAGCGGCAGUGGCAAGACCACCAGCUGCCAGCAUCUGGUGCAAUACCUGGCCACCAUUGCAGGCACCAGUGGGAACAAGGUGUUUUCUGCAGAGAAGUGGCAGGCUCUGUACACCCUCCUGGAAGCCUUUGGGAACAGCCCUACCAUCAUGAAUGGCAGUGCUACCCGUUUCUCCCAGAUCCUCUCCCUGGACUUUGACCAAGCUGGCCAGGUGGCCUCAGCCUCCAUUCAGACUAUGCUUCUGGAAAAGCUGCGUGUGGCCCGACGCCCAGCCAGUGAGGCCACGUUCAACAUCUUCUACUACCUGCUGGCCUGUGGGGAUGGCACCCUCAGGACAGAGCUUCACUUGAACCAUUUGGCAGAGAACAAUGUGUUUGGGAUUGUGCCACUGGCCAAGCCUGAAGAGAAGCAGAAGGCAGCACAGCAGUUCAGUAAGCUGCAGACAGCCAUGAAGGUCUUAGGCAUCUCCUCCGAUGAACAGAAGGCCUGCUGGCUCAUCCUGGCUGCCAUCUACCACCUGGGGGCCGCAGGAGCCACCAAAGAAGCUGCUGAAGCUGGCCGCAAGCAGUUUGCCCGUCACGAGUGGGCCCAGAAGGCCGCAUACCUUCUGGGCUGCAGCCUGGAGGAGCUGUCCUCUGCGAUCUUCAAGCAUCAGCACAAGGGUGGCACCCUGCAGCGCUCCACCUCCUUCCUCCAAGGGCCCGAGGAGAGCAGCCUGGGAGAUGGUACAGGCUCCAAAUUGAGUGCAUUGGAGUACUUAGAGGGAAUGGCAUCUGGCCUCUACAGUGAACUGUUUACACUUCUCAUCUCCCUGGUAAACAGGGCUCUCAAGUCCAGCCAACACUCGCUCUGCUCCAUGAUGAUUGUGGACACUCCGGGAUUCCAGAACCCCGAGCUGGCUGGGUCAGCGCGUGGAGCCUCCUUUGAGGAGCUGUGCCACAACUACACCCAGGACCGGCUGCAGAGGCUGUUCCACGAACGCACCUUUGUGCAGGAGUUGGAGAGAUACAAGGAGGAGAACAUUGAGCUGGCAUUUGAUGACUUGGACUCGGCCACAAAUGACUCUGUGGCUGCUGUGGACCAGACUUCUCACCAGUCCCUGGUCCGCUCGCUGGCCCGCGCGGAUGAGGCAAGGGGCCUGCUGUGGUUGCUGGAAGAGGAAGCACUGGUACCAGGAGCCACUGAGGAUGCCCUCCUAGAGCGCCUUUUCUCCUAUUAUGGCCCUCAGGAAGGUGACAAAAAAGGCCAAAGCCCGCUUCUGCGCAGCAGCAGACCACACCAUUUUCUCCUGGGACACAGUCAUAACACCAACUGGGUGGAGUACAACAUGGCUGGCUGGCUGAGCUACACCAAGCAGAACCCAGCCACCCAGAAUGCCCCUCGGCUUCUGCAGGACUCCCAGAAAAAGAUCAUCAGCAACCUGUUUCUGGGCCGGGCAGGCAGUGCCACCGUGCUGUCAGGAUCCAUUGCGGGCCUGGAGGGCGGCUCACAGCUGGCACUGCGCCGGGCUACUAGCAUGCGGAAGACCUUUACCACGGGCAUGGCAGCUGUGAAGAAGAAGUCUCUGUGCAUCCAGAUUAAGCUGCAGGUGGAUGCCCUCAUUGACACCAUCAAGAGGUCCAAGAUGCAUUUCGUGCACUGCUUCCUGCCUGUGGCUGAGGGCUGGGUCGGGGAGCCCCGGUCUGCCUCCUCCCGCCGUGUCAGCAGCAGCAGUGAGCUGGAUCUCCCCCAGGGAGACCCCUGCGAGACUGGGCUCCUGCAGCUUGAUGUGCCCCUGCUCCGUGCCCAGCUCCGGGGCUCCCGCUUACUUGAUGCCAUGCGCAUGUACCGCCAAGGGUACCCUGACCACAUGGUGUUCUCUGAGUUCCGCCGCCGCUUUGAUGUCCUGGCCCCACACCUGACCAAGAAACAUGGGCGCAACUACAUCGUGGUAGAUGAGAAGCGGGCAGUGGAGGAGUUGCUGGAGUCCUUGGACCUGGAGAAGAGCAGCUGGUGCAUGGGCCUGAGCCGGGUGUUCUUCCGAGCAGGCACAUUAGCACGACUGGAGGAGCAGCGGGAUGAGCAAACCAGCAGGCACCUGACCCUGUUCCAGGCGGCCUGCCGGGGCUACCUUGCCCGCCAGCAUUUCAAAAAGAGAAAGAUCCAGGACCUGGCCAUUCGCUGUGUGCAGAAGAACAUCAAGAAGAACAAAGGAGUGAAAGACUGGCCCUGGUGGAAGCUCUUUACCACUGUUCGGCCCCUCAUCGAAGUACAGCUCUCAGAGGAACAGAUCCGCAACAAAGACGAAGAGAUCCAACAGCUGAGAAGCAAACUUGAUAAAGUGGAGAAGGAGCGGAAUGAGCUGCGACUCAACAGUGACCGGCUGGAGACCCGGAUCUCGGAGCUGACAUCGGAGCUGACGGAUGAACGUAACACGGGAGAGUCCGCCUCCCAGCUGCUGGACGCAGAGACAGCUGAGAGGCUCCGAGCGGAGAAGGAGAUGAAGGAGCUGCAGACCCAGUAUGAUGCACUGAAGAAGCAAAUGGAGGUCAUGGAAAUGGAGGUCAUGGAGGCCCGGCUCAUCAGGGCGGCUGAGAUCAACGGGGAGGUGGAUGACGAUGAUGCAGGGGGCGAGUGGCGGCUGAAGUAUGAGCGAGCUGUGCGGGAGGUGGACUUCACCAAGAAGCGGCUCCAGCAGGAGUUAGAGGACAAGCUGGAGGCGGAGCAGCAGAGCAAGAGGCAGCUGGAGAGGCGGAUCGGGGACCUGCAGGCAGAUAGUGACGAGAGCCAGCGGGCUCUGCAGCAGCUUAAGAAGAAGUGCCAGCGGCUGACAGCCGAGCUGCAGGACACCAAGCUGCACCUGGAGGGCCAGCAGGUCCGAAACCAUGAGCUAGAGAAGAAGCAGAGGAGAUUUGACAGCGAGCUCUCACAAGCACAUGAGGAGGCCCAGCGAGAGAAGCUGCAGCGGGAGAAGCUGCAGCGGGAAAAGGACAUGCUGCUGGCUGAGGCAUUCAGCUUGAAGCAACAAAUGGAGGAAAAAGACAUGGACAUUGCAGGUUUCACCCAGAAGGUUGUUUCACUGGAAGCUGAGCUCCAGGACAUUUCUUCCCAAGAGUCCAAGGAUGAAGCCUCUCUGGCCAAGGUCAAGAAGCAGCUACGGGACCUAGAGGCCAAAGUCAAGGAUCAGGAAGAGGAGCUGGAUGAGCAGGCGGGGACCAUCCAGAUGCUGGAGCAGGCUAAGCUGCGUCUAGAGAUGGAGAUGGAGCGGAUGAGGCAGACACAUUCCAAAGAGAUGGAGAGUCGAGAUGAGGAGGUGGAGGAGGCCCGGCAGUCAUGUCAGAAGAAGUUAAAACAGAUGGAAGUGCAGCUUGAGGAAGAGUAUGAGGACAAACAGAAGGCACUUCGGGAGAAGCGGGAGCUGGAGAGCAAGCUCGCCACACUUAGUGACCAGGUGAGCCAGCGGGACUUUGAGUCAGAGAAGCGGCUGCGGAAGGACCUGAAGCGCACCAAGGCUUUGCUGGCAGAUGCCCAGAUCAUGCUGGACCACCUGAAGAACAAUGCUCCCAGCAAGAGGGAGAUCGCCCAGCUGAAGAACCAGCUGGAAGAGUCAGAGUUCACCUGUGCAGCAGCCGUAAAGGCACGGAAAGCAAUGGAGGUGGAGAUCGAAGACCUACAUCUGCAGAUUGAUGACAUCGCCAAGACCAAGACAGCGCUGGAGGAGCAGCUGAGCCGCCUUCAGCGUGAGAAGAAUGAGAUCCAGAACCGGCUAGAAGAGGAUCAGGAGGACAUGAAUGAGCUGAUGAAGAAGCACAAGGCCGCCGUGGCUCAGGCCUCACGAGACCUGGCGCAGAUGAAUGAUCUCCAGGCUCAGCUAGAAGAAGCCAACAAGGAGAAGCAAGAGCUGCAGGAGAAGCUCCAAGCCCUCCAGAGCCAGGUGGAGUUCCUGGAGCAGUCCAUGGUGGACAAGUCCCUGGUGAGCAGGCAGGAAGCAAAGAUCCGGGAGCUGGAGACACGCCUGGAGUUUGAAAGGACCCAAGUGAAGCGACUGGAGAGCCUGGCCAGCCGACUCAAGGAAAACAUGGAAAAGCUGACUGAGGAGCGGGAUCAGCACACUGCAGCUGAGAACCGAGAGAAAGAGCAGAAUAAGAGGCUACAGCGGCAGCUCAGGGACACCAAGGAGGAGAUGGGCGAGCUCGCCAGGAAGGAGGCAGAAGCAAGCCGCAAGAAGCAUGAACUGGAGAUGGACCUGGAGAGCCUGGAGGCUGCUAACCAGAGCCUGCAGGCUGAUCUAAAGCUGGCGUUCAAGCGUAUUGGGGACCUGCAGGCCGCCAUUGAGGAUGAGAUGGAGAGUGACGAGAAUGAGGACCUCAUCAACAGUUUGCAGGACAUGGUGACAAAGUAUCAGAAAAGAAAGAAUAAACUUGAGGGGGACUCGGAUGUGGACUCAGAGCUGGAGGACCGGGUCGACGGGGUCAAGUCCUGGUUGUCAAAAAACAAGGGACCUUCUAAGGCAGCUUCUGAUGAUGGCAGCUUGAAGAGUUCCAGAACGGGCCUAAACAGCCUCCCGAAGGAGGGCAAGGGAGUGGAGGAGAGGCCGGCCUCUGCACUGAGCUCACUCAGCUACCGCAAGAGGCUCACCCUGAAGGACUCCAUUGGGGGCACAGGGGACGAGGACUCGCUCUUCACCACCCUGAGCGAGCGCGCUGCCUCCCCCGAGAGGCCCCCCAGGAAGGCCCGCACAGGCCUGAGGGAAGAACCAGGCCAGGACAAGAGGUCCAAGGAGCCAGACGACUGUGGCUCCAUCUUCUCAGAGACCGGGAGCCGGGCCAGCAGGGGGCUGGAGAAGCGGUGGGGCUCAGACUUUGACCGAGCCUCAGCGGUCUCUGCACCGGUCAGCAGGGCUUCCUCAGCCACACGCCGUGGCUCUGGUGAGGAAGGAGCCCGCUCCUCCCUCAGCUUCUCGCUGUCGGGCUCACCCAGCUCCCGCCGCAGUACCUCCCGGCUGGACAGCCUGUCGAGGACCUUGAGUCCUUCCCAGAGCCAAACCUCAGGCCUGAGCCGAGAGAGCCCAGACUCUCGCCUGUCCCUGGGCCGGAGCUGCCUGGAUGAGUGGGACGAAGGAGCCAGUGUGGCCUUGAGUGAGGCACACUCACAGUUCAGCCACCCAUCGCUGGCCCGCAGUCUGUCCGUGCCACCCCGGCCACGUGGCUCAGCCUCCACCACUGAUGAACCUCUCAGCUCCGGUGUCCGCUCCGGCAGCCGUCACUCCUACCUGGACCCAGACCUGGAGGCCGCCAUCAACGAAGUCUUGAGCUACAAACCUGUCGCAUUCCAGCGGAGGAGUCUGGAACCUGACUCUGAGGAGGAUGACCAGAAGAGCAUCCGAAGUACCCGGAGUGCCCAGCUGGACCUCCCAGAGCGAGGCGCCAGCAUCCGCCGCUCUGCCUCUGCCGCUGACGUCUCUGGGUCACGUGGUGGCCACAAGAGCCGGAGCAAGCGCAGGAGCAGAAGGAGAAGCUCCAGCUCCAGCUCCAGCACCAGCUCCGAGGGUUCCUCAGAGCACAAGCGGCGGAAGAAGGGGCGCUCUCGGAAGAAGAAGUCUAAAUCAAGAAGGAGAACCAAGACAGAGUCCGAAUCCUCCUCAUCCUCAUCCAGUGGCUCCACUGUCUCAGGCCACAGCCGCUCAAGUGUGAAGAAGGGUCCGGCCGCGGGAAGUGAGGAGGCUGAGCGGCGGUCCAAGAAGGAGGAGAAGAAGCGCAAGAAAGAGGUGGACAGCCUGAUGAUGCGCUACCUGUACCGGCCCGAGAGCGACUAGUGUAGUAGCCCCACCAGCCACUGGAAGUCCCCUCCCCCUGGCCAGUCAGAUGAUGAGCACGACCUUCCGGACAGCACCUCCAGACCGCGAUACUCCC